Symbiodinium pilosum is the source of this 471-nucleotide messenger RNA. Lineage: Eukaryota; Dinophyceae; Suessiales; Symbiodiniaceae. The record is from the annotation of a GenBank genome assembly.
AUGUGGACUGCGGCGCUGCAACUCUUCGCGCGGAUGCGUAAGGACAGGGUGAAGAUCACCAGCGUCAGCUGCAACGCGCUCCUUUCAGCCUUGGAGAAAGGUCGACAGUGGACGAAGAUAACAAAGGCUGCCCACAAGCUUGGUGGAAGACGUGUCACCUCUCAGGUGUCCUACAACUGCGUUGCCUCUGCCUGCGAGAAGUCGCUGGUUUGGCGGGCGGCGCUAUGCUUCCGGGGCCCCCAACCAGACGCUGUGGCCGUGGCUGUGCAUCCCGGCCCAAUGUGUUGCUACAGCAGGAAAGCACAGUCCAUGUUUUCCACCCGCCACCGCCGCCGCUGUGCCGCCGCCGCCGGCACCACCUCUACUACAGUCGGUGCAAUCUAUGUUCACGCUCACCUGGGAUCUACCAGGUCCAUCAGUGCUUGCGAGUCGCCCAGCUGCAAGAGUAAUUUCAGCAACCGUGGCACUUGA